AAUAGUCAUACCUGUUUUACAUGGUGUUUAUAGUGACCUUGCGCCGUCUUUGGAAGUUUUUUAAUGUUUCUCAGCAGGAACUUGUAAAGUUGCACAGGAGAUUUCACAUUAUGUGACAUCACAACACUGGUGUUGACUUAUAUACGCCAAAUAAUCGCUAGUCACAGAAAAAGUACAUGUAAAGUUUCAUUUUCACAUUGUUUACAUUCGUUUCACAAUCAAAGGGGAGUAACCGAAGAAAACAUAUCCACAAACAAUGGGUCGCAGAAGAAUUGGCAUUGUGGGCUACGGUCAUUUAGGUGAGUAUCUGGUAAAGGAGGUUCUAUCAAGCGGUGACCUUGACCUUGCAUUUGUAUGGAACCGCACCGCGUCAGUAUUAGACGGGAAAGUGGAGAACCAAUAUGUGUUGCACGAUCUGGAUGCUUUUGCAGAGAGGAACGCUGAUCUGAUCGUUGAAGUCGCUCACCCAGAUAUGACCAAGACAUUUGGUGAAAGAUUUCUCGAAGCCGCCGAUUAUAUGAUCGGUUCCCCUACCGCGUUGGCGGAUGCGGAAACGGAGCUGAAGUUACGAUCCGCCGCUACCCGCCACGGAUUGUACAUUCCGACCGGGGCGCUAUGGGGAGGAGAAGACAUCCGCAAGAUGGCCGAAAAGGGCUCCCUGCAAGCAUUGAAAAUCACGAUGAUGAAGCCCCCCGAGUCAUUCAAACUGAUGGAGCCUCUGAAAAGGAAGCUGCUUGAAGCUAAUGGCGGGGCGUGUGUUCUCUAUGACGGUCCAGUGCGUGAGCUCUGCCCUCUUGCGCCCAACAACGUCAACACAAUGGCCGCCGCGGCAGUGGCGGCACACAAUUUGGGCUUCGACAAAACUAUGGGCAGUAUAGUAGCAGAUCCCAGUCUUACAAACUGGCACAUAGUACAAGUAGACGUGUGGGGGCCGGGCGACAUUGCGGCAGGCACCGCUUUUCAUUGUCAGACCGUCCGUCGAAACCCAGCCAUCAUCGGGCAGGUCACGGGAUCCGCAACAUACGCAUCUUUUAUGUGCAGCGUAAACGCGGCAUUCGGGAAAGGACCGGGUGUACAUCUUUGUUGAUGGCUACUUUAGACCCGAUUGCAAACUGUUUGCAUUUUGUCUUGGACAUACGGCAUAAUGCAAAGCCAAUAAGAGCAAAAUGUUAUAAACCAUAUAUUUUUGUUAUUCCUGUGAAAAUUGCAUGGCGUUUUCUCCACUUUUUGGUAUCCGACUUAUUUUAAAGCAUGUAUAAAUUUCUCUUAAAGGGGUUAUAUUGGUUGUGCGUGUGAUAUAUUGAUAUACUUGGUUAAUUGCGAAGUGUGUAAUAUAUUGAUAUACUUUGUUUAUUGCGAAGUGUGUGAUAUAUUGAUAUACUUUGUUUAUUGCGAAGUGUGUGAUAUAUUGAUAUGUUUGUUUAUUGCGAAGUGUGUGAUAUAUUGAUAUACUUUGUUUAUUGCGAAGUGUGUGAUAUAUUGAUAUACUUUGUUUAUUGCGAAGUGUGUGAUAUAUUGAUAUACUUUGUUUAUUGCGCAUGCAUGCUUUCAAUAUAUUCAAUUUGUUUAUUGCUAUUCGGCUAUACGAGUAGUUUUGCAAAAAGUGACAACAAAAUAUAGAGCGUUUCGAUUAGCUUAUUGUAUAAUUAAUAAAUCAUUUAUGUAUGUUUG
This is a messenger RNA of Dreissena polymorpha, 1671 nucleotides long. RefSeq names its product aspartate dehydrogenase domain-containing protein-like. The transcript is spliced from 9 exons. Gene Ontology annotation, molecular function: L-aspartate dehydrogenase [NAD(P)+] activity; NADP binding. NCBI's taxonomy places the organism in Eukaryota, Metazoa, Mollusca, Bivalvia, Myida, Dreissenidae. The coding region runs from base 257 to 1087 and encodes 276 amino acids. The record is from RefSeq and is a predicted model, not a curated record. Gene Ontology annotation, biological process: NAD+ biosynthetic process.